Molecule: messenger RNA, 918 nt
Organism: Parastagonospora nodorum SN15
Lineage: Eukaryota; Fungi; Ascomycota; Dothideomycetes; Pleosporales; Phaeosphaeriaceae
Exons: 3
Coding region: 1-918 (305 amino acids)
Cellular component (GO): outer membrane
Source: RefSeq, a predicted model, not a curated record
AUGGCAGACUAUGGAGAGCUUGCGGAACUUGGCUUCGAAGUUGUAGACAAAGGUGUCGACAAGUAUCACGAUAAGGUCUACGAUCACUUGCCAGCCUGGAAAAGGAAGCAACAGAGACAAGAUCGACGACGGUCUCAGGAACAGCAACAGCACAAUCAAGCACCUUUAGGGAACGAACACAAUCGCUCGAGGGACAUCGAAGCAGGAGAGCCCUACGAAGAAGACUACAACAACAAUCGAGGCAUGUCGUCAUACGGCCAGUCGCAGGCGCCGUCUUACACUCCCAACGGACGCCAGGACUAUCGCGACUAUCGCGACGAUAGAGAUGACCGAGCUAAUGGGCUCCCUCAGCCAAACGCACCGCCCCCGCCACCGCCUCCUCCCUAUGGCUACGGCUACGAUGACAACGACACGCGUGAUCGCGGCAGACCGGCACCGUCAAGGAUGCGCUCAAACUCGUGGUCGCCGCCGCGCAACCAGAGAGAUGAGGACGAGAAGCCGCGCCGCCGUCGACACUCCAGAUCACGCUCAAGCUCCAGAGAGAUAAUGGACAACAAGCAGCGCCUUGCGGCCACCCUCAUUGGAGGUCUGGUAGGAGGAUUCGCUGGGAGCAGAGCCGGCAAAGGCAAAAAAUACGACACUGUAGCCACGGUCGCAGGCGCCGUCCUAGGCGGCAUCGCUAGUCGCGAAAUCUCGGAAAAGAUUGGCGAGAGGAAAGAGGGCCGCAAGGACAAGAGACGAGACGAGCAGGAAGCGUGGGAACAGAAACGUAUCGGCGAUGGGGGUCGUGACGACAACCGCAGUAGAGGCCGCGACGACAGCCGCAGACGCGAGCGCGACUCUGGAGACUAUUCUAGAGAUUCGCACGGCUGGUGUGAGCGCUGCGGACGCGAACGCUCGCGCUGCAGAUGCAGAUAA